CGGGACGGGGGCAAGUGGUAACGGGGAAGGUAAGGCACGGUGAUAUUUUGAGUCAUCAUUGUCUCUCGUCGGACUUGUCAAAAUUCGCGAAACCCCUGGGGCCCAGGACAUAUUUUCCCGAUCGCGAGUGCCAGCAGGUGAUUCGGGGAAAAUGGGUGACGGCAAGGAGGGUGAGCGCGAGCCUCUAAUUCGGGGAGGAGAUUCUGCUUUUGCGCGGCCCUACAUGAACGAAAUUACAGAAGACGUUCAGCCGAAUGUGAACGCAGAGGCGAACGUAAACACAGUUUCCCCGAUCGGGCCGGAUGAACUGCCUCCGCCGUUUGUCAACUACCCUAAUGCUAGUCAAGGUGGCCUGCCAAUGGUCACCUGCAGGGUUUGUCAGGCAAUGAUAGACAUUUCUGGCAAACGAGAACAACACGUAGUCAAGUGCAAUCAGUGCAAUGAAGCCACACCUAUAAGGAAUGCACCUCCUGGAAAAAAAUACGUACGAUGUCCAUGCAAUUGUCUCCUAAUAUGCAAAAGCUCAUCACAGCGGAUUGCGUGUCCGAGGCCAAAUUGCAAACGUAUAAUCAACCUCGCGCCCAGUCCUGUGACACCGCCUGUGCUUUCCAUGCCAGGAAUGUGUAGAGUCUGCUGCGCUCAUUGUCAUGACACUUUUUUGUUUAAUACACUAAACAAUGCUUUGGCUCGAUGUCCGCAUUGCCGAAAAGUAUCUUCAGUUGGACCCGAUUUUGCCAGAGGUCGUGGCAUAUUAUUCAUAAUCCUUGGAUUCGUAUGCUUUACUAUUGGAGUUAUCGUCACGGUUUGCACAUAUAGGCUUGUGAGGGAGAAUGGAGGAAUUUACGUCGCUUAUGUCGGUGCAUUCCUCUUAGCUCUGCUCUUCUUGGGCCGCAGUCUCUACUAUUGUACCAUGAAGAUUAGCCUGAUAGAGGGUCCCAUAUAGUCAUUUUUUUAAAAAACGUAAUCCUGGGACCCUUCUGUCGCGAAAAAAAGUAUCUUCCUUCGGUCAGUGUCAUAUAAUCGAAUUUUAUAAGAGGUUUACGGCAAUAAAAGCUCCGUAUCGCUUCGCCCGAAGGCAGAACAAAGCGAACCUGAUAUUUACACGGCAGAGCGAUUAACUAGAACUAGAGCAAAGUUACUCACUCAUUAAUUCUGUACAGUCAGUUUAUCCUAGAAUUGAAAGAGUGCAUUGCAUUGAUAAAGGGGUUCGAUUUUUUUUGCUAGCUCGCUCAGAUCGGCCGAAGUUCACUUUCUCGGGGAAGAACGUCGACCGAGGAAUGGAACUUCUUGUCGAUCUUCAAACGUUGACAGUGAUUCAUAACAAAAGUUUAAAGGAAAAAAAAAAA
Molecule: messenger RNA, 1346 nt
Organism: Belonocnema kinseyi
Lineage: Eukaryota; Metazoa; Arthropoda; Insecta; Hymenoptera; Cynipidae
Product: type 1 phosphatidylinositol 4,5-bisphosphate 4-phosphatase
Exons: 6
Coding region: 152-943 (263 amino acids)
Biological process (GO): phosphatidylinositol dephosphorylation
Cellular component (GO): phagocytic vesicle membrane; lysosomal membrane; plasma membrane
Molecular function (GO): phosphatidylinositol-4,5-bisphosphate 4-phosphatase activity
Source: RefSeq, a predicted model, not a curated record